Achroia grisella is the source of this 2325-nucleotide messenger RNA. RefSeq lists its product as uncharacterized. The transcript is spliced from 2 exons. The record is from RefSeq and is a predicted model, not a curated record. Bases 93 to 2180 code for a protein of 695 amino acids. Lineage: Eukaryota; Metazoa; Arthropoda; Insecta; Lepidoptera; Pyralidae.
GAAUCCGCCGCAUUACACUGCGCGGACGCAUUGCUAGCGCGUGUGCAAACAAACAAACAGACAUACUUCGAAUAGUGAUGUGACACGUCAUAAUGUCCAGUGACAGUUCGAUAGCGACCAACACUAGUUCAAGGAUCAGACAAUUUGGAUUGUACAGGACCAUCGAUGCCAGGACUGAGGAGUUCUUGAAGCUGUCAAGGAAGAGACAGAUAAGGCAAGGAUGCGCCUGCGCAGUUAUAUCGACGGCAAUCACUGUUGCCAUCGUAGUGGUUAUUCUACUAAUCUACGAGUACGCGAUUGCAGUAGAAUGGAGCUUAGUACAAAACAAAAAACCAUAUCACAGAAGAAGUAAUAAUACGAUAAUAGUAAAUGAUACACCUGUUGCAGACAGGCUCGACCGAAGUUACUUCGGUUUUGACCAAGAUUACUAUGAACGAAUGCCACUCCUUGUUAAUGCUAUGCAAGAAAAUAGCUAUGUAGACCCUUCCAUAGAUACAACGAUACAAAAGAGAGGAAAAAAUAUCGAUAUGAUUUACCCGAAUCCGAAAAUAACGACAAACGAAGCAAAAUACGAGAAUUCUAUUAGAAGAACUAGUCCCAGACCAUUUAUAUACGAACAAAGAAGUCCUACACCUGUCCCUUUCAGUAAAACAUUUCGAUCAAAAAGCUGGGUCGAAAGUUACCGAAAUGCUGAAAGGCUGAAGAAUAUACAACAGGUUAUAAAAUAUUUAGAAAAGACGAUAAACGCAAAAGUUGGGGAUAUGCACGGACUUUCGCCUAGUACCCAAAUAGCUUUUUCUGGUGUUUAUGUUGAGCCUUAUCAUCAUGACAAUAAAGGACCUAAACAACCCCCUUCUAUAGAUUUGUUGUUAGAAAGUUCUAAUAAUAUAGAAACUAUAAAAUCAAGUCACCAGUCUGAUCCACUAUUUAAAUAUAAACCAGACAAUCCUAGUGAUGUAAAUUUGUUAGCUGAUAGUUAUUUACGUUUUUUGCCAACAGCAACACCUACUUUAUUUUCUAAAGAGUAUCCGAAAGUUCCAAUGUUCAGACCAAUCCCAGUUCCAAGUCAGAAGAAACCUUUUGACUUACUGCAGUCUUCUUCUUUAAACAACAAUUUUAAUACUAAUGAAAAUAAUAAUAAGGAUAAAGCAAAAACAUUUAGUGUUAUGUUAAACUUGUACCCUUUAUUGCCUUCAUUAUUAGACACUAAAGCAAAAAGAGUAGACUUUGGUAAAACAACGCAAUCUGUACCCAAUAAAAUUUAUAUUACUACUUCGCGUCCAUUAUUUCGUAGAAAGUCUAUUGUACGUCGUACUUCCGUCUCUAGUAAAAGGCCUCGUAUAUUUAAUAAUUACAAAACACCUAAGUAUAAUGAGGUUAUAUUCAGUUCUAAAGAUAAAACGGACCAUAGCGACUCCGAAGGAAAAUCCAAUAUGAUUGUUCAAGUCAAUGUUUAUCAAGCCGAUAAAACAUCCAAGUUAUAUGACAAAACAGAAAACAGUACAGAGUUUACAAUAAACAACAAUAAUCAGAAAAGAAUUACUCCUGUUACUGAUGUGCCUAUUCAAUUAUCAACAACUCAAGUUGAAGAUCGUCAUCUUGGUAGUUCUGGCGUAUUACCAGUACAAACUAGAUCAGAGCCACCACCAUCUCUACCAAUAGUUACAACAAUGAUUCCAUUUUUUGAUAUCACACCAACGACCACAAAUACAUGGGUAACGAAUCCUCCAGAUAUUAUAAAAUUUAGUCAUGAAGACGCUAAAAUCCCCGAUCAAUACAUAAACAUGCAAACAAAUAACUUUGGCAGUGACGCUAUUACAAUUGACAGACGCAGUUUUACAGUAGAUUUGGAUUCAAGCGAAAAAGAAUCCGAAAAAAGAACGCUUGUGGUAAAACUUAAAAAUAAUUCUGAAAAUGUAACUGAAGAGACAACUACACAUAAUAAAAUUAAAGAAGAAACAACUACGGAAAAUAUUAAAGAUACGACUACAAAAGAAUAUGAAAUAAGACACACAAAUGGCCAUUACCGUAAUAAAUUUAUUGCGAAACAAUGGCUAGACCCAAAUUCUGAAGCGAACAGAAAAAGAAGACUUCAGCUGUUAGCCAAAGGUUUUCGGCGACCAAGCUUUAAUUCGAGUUACGUAGAAAUUGAUAGAAGUAAUUCACAAAAAACUGAUUAGGCUAUUGCUAAAAAUGAUAUAGCGUAUACUUCAAGAUCAUAAAACUUGUAUAUAAUUAAGUACAUCCGAUUUUCCAGUGACCCACCGACUUUUGUAUAAUAAUAACAUGUGCUUAUUUGGAUACUUGAUGAUCACAAUGUCUAAU